AUGCUCAAGGAGAUGAAGCGAAUAAAGCGUCGAGAACUUGGUCCAGAAACUCUGACGGCCCUUCAAUGCAAGGAAUACGAGUUCAAAAGUCGGAUUGAUUACGUGGAAGUUCCUUGCGAUGCCAGUAUCCACGAAGUGACAAUAGCCGAUCCUGGUUCAGAAGUUCUCAAGGACCUGCGUCAUCGUCCAUCUCGUCGGCGAAGUAGCAGUUCUACUCGAAGUUCUGCCUAUAAGCCUCUUAACUGGAAAGACAUUUGUAUCAGAUUUGGUCAAAAUUUGACAAUGGGUGAUGGUUUGUACAUAGAUAAAGUUAAUUACGAAAAUCCAGGAAUAGGAAGUUUGAAGAGAGGAGAUCAAAUUAUAGCCAUUGAGGGAAUAGUUUUCGAUGGUCUGACCCUAGAUAAGUUGAAUCAGGAAGUCGAAGUAGUGGAUGAUGAAUUCAGAUCAGUUCCAAUUGCGGUGGCUACGUACUAUGAAAUUGCGACAAGCAUUUUGGAAUGCUGGAUAACCAACAAGUGGCCGGAAGUGGUAAUGGACGGCAAUAAGAGACCAGAACUUCAUUUCACUAUUGCUCGGCGAGAUUUUGACGUAGAAAAAAUUUCACAGAUGCCUGAACCCGAGUACGCCUCGAUUCGCCAUGGAGCAAGGAAAUCUCGUUUAACGUCUCAUAGAAACCAGCAAUGGGAUGAGGAUUACGCCGAGAUAGAGAUGAUAGACUUUCCUAAAACUAGUGCAGGCGUUGGAGCCUUCCUUACUCCCGGUCCAAACGGCAUGGGUGCUCGCGUUGAACGUCUAGCGAAAGGCGAACUAGCCGAAAAAUUCCACAAUCAUGAGGACAGACGCAAACACACUUACGACGUCCGUCUGUUUACGCCCAGCGGUCUGGAGGAGUUUGAGCUUAUCCAAGGUGGAACAUCAUGA
Molecule: messenger RNA, 921 nt
Organism: Rodentolepis nana
Lineage: Eukaryota; Metazoa; Platyhelminthes; Cestoda; Cyclophyllidea; Hymenolepididae
Source: the annotation of a GenBank genome assembly